Ectocarpus sp. CCAP 1310/34 is the source of this 1476-nucleotide messenger RNA. The record is from the annotation of a GenBank genome assembly. Lineage: Eukaryota; Phaeophyceae; Ectocarpales; Ectocarpaceae.
AUGGUGGAGAACGAACACUUCAUCGAGAUGGUACGAUUUCUGAAAUCCAGGGCUACUGUGCCUCACAAACGCCUCUUCCUCGAGAAGCUACGCGGAAUGAAGAAAGGGCUGGAUCAGGAAGUACUUGGGAGGCUGACUGGCGAGCACGUUGCCGUCACCUCUGACGGAUGGACAUCAGCCAGCAACGACACGUACAUGUACUUCACCUGCACCUACAUCUCAUCCAACUUCGACCUGGUGGCCCUCUGUGUGGAGUGCAAGAAGCAUGGAGGGCGCACGACGGGUGAGGAUCUCGUGGAAGCCGUGAAAGCCAUGAUCGCCCGAAAUGGUCUGACGAGUCGUACCGUGGCAACCACGACGGAUUGCGAGCCGUCCAUGGUGAAGGCGGGUCGUCUCCUUGAGGAAAACGAGGGCGUUACCCACCUGGGGUGCUUCUGCCACCGCCUUGAGUCGAUCACAUCUCAAGCAUUUGGCGGCCCAGGCGUGUCGAAAGCGCUGGCUCUUGCACGUCGCGUCGUGACGCGCUACAACAUGUCGAGCCAGGCCUCCGAUCGUUUGGAACAGAUGCGUGACAUCGUGCAAGUGGAGAGGAAGAAGGUCGUGCAGGAUGUCGAAACGAGGUGGUGGUCGACGUAUGCGUCCAUCUGCCGCCUUCUCUCCCUUCGCCGGCCCAUCACAGAACACGAGAGAAUCGACAGCAUCCCUCCCUUACUGAAGGAGAAGGACUGGGAGGUGCUUCAGGUGGUGGAGCCGCUGUCGAAGCCGUUUAUAUUGUCGCAGAAACACCGUGAGGCGUCCAAGGACGUCACGGUGAGCUUGGUGAUCCCGUACAUCGCCGACCUGAGGGACGAACUGGACGAAGCGGUCGAACGUCUCCAAGCCCACGCUUGUCCUGCGGAGUCGAUUGUGGCCGAGGCAAAAAAGGAUGUUUUCUUUGCGCCCAAGCACGUCAGACCGACCUCAGUCAUCGUUGAGCCCCGCGGGUUCAAGAAGAAGCAAGUGCUUGCUACUGCUUUGGAUCCCCGGAGCAAAAGCCUGUAUGGGAUCGAGGAGACCGAGCACUCGGACGUGUGGGAGGCCGUUGCCAACGAGGCGGUCAAGGUGGCCAUCGAAGCCAAGGCUACGGAAGACACCCAGAGCGCCGGCGCAUCUUCUUCCCUUAUUCCGGUCGAACCCGCCGCUGCCGCAGCUCCUCAGCCUCGGCGUCGCCGUGACUUCGCAGCAGCUUCCGCGGUGCCCGGGGACAAGCAGCAAAGUGCCAAUGCGAGCUCUUCGACUUCAAGGGUACUGUGCAUCCCAGCAUCUCAGCCCCAGUCGGAGCGUGUAUUUUCGUCGGCAGGACUAGUCGUGACGAAGACACGCGCUCGCAUGGACCCCGAAAACGUAGAACUGAUGUUGUUCCUGCGUAAUGUUCUACGCGAGGUGGACCGGUGGAACGGAAAUGGCAACAAGAGGAAGAGCGAUCCCAAAAAAUGA